Messenger RNA from Uranotaenia lowii, 1342 nucleotides. RefSeq names its product prostaglandin reductase 1-like. Gene Ontology annotation, molecular function: 15-oxoprostaglandin 13-reductase [NAD(P)+] activity; 2-alkenal reductase [NAD(P)H] activity. Gene Ontology annotation, cellular component: cytoplasm. Bases 1 to 1305 code for a protein of 434 amino acids. The record is from RefSeq and is a predicted model, not a curated record. Lineage: Eukaryota; Metazoa; Arthropoda; Insecta; Diptera; Culicidae. Gene Ontology annotation, biological process: prostaglandin metabolic process. The transcript is spliced from 3 exons.
AUGGAUGACGACGGCGAGGGAGGUAAAGAUCCUCCUUCAGAAUGUAAUGUCGAGGAAAUACUAUCCGAGGAAAUAGUCCCUGGAACUGUCGACCAGCAUAUCACUCAUAACCCUAAAAAUGAUCAUAAUGCUCAACCAACAUCAACACCCCAAGAGAACUUACCACUCGAAAAAGAUAACGAGCUGCCUAAACCGCCCCCUCGCCGUCGGGUUUACCAACCUGAAUCGACGGGACCUUGGCGUCAGUCGAGUUUGUACUUCGUUCUGGGGCUGCGGUCAAUCCGAAUUAAAAAAUUAAAUUAUCUCAUCAUGGUGGUGAAAGCGCGCAAAUGGCUUUAUGCGAAAAAGUUCGAAGGUGAACCGACGAGCGCCAAUUUUAAGCUGGUGGAGGAAGUGCUUCCUGAGCUGCAGGAUGGGGAGUUUCUGGCGCAGGCCGAGUUCCUCAGCGUCGAUCCGUACAUGCGUCCGUACAUGCGCAGCUACGAGGAAGGAACUUUGAUGAUUGGCGGACAGGUGGCCAAGGUGAUCGACAGUCGGAACGAGAAGUACCCCCGUGGGUCGAUCGUGUUCGGACAGUUUGGCUGGCGGACGCAUACGAUCUGCAACCCGGACAAAUACAACGGUGGUUCUAACUUGUAUCUGCUGCCCGAGUUCGGAUCGUUGCCACUUAGUUUGGGCUUGGGUAUUCUCGGAAUGCCCGGUAAUACGGCAUACUUUGGGUUCCUGGAGCUCUGUACUCCCAAGGAGGGCGAAACGGUUGUAGUCAGUGGCGCAGCUGGGGCAGUUGGAAGUGUCGUAGGUCAAAUUGCCAAAAUCAAAGGCUGCCGGGUGAUUGGGAUUGCCGGAUCGGACGACAAGUGUAGCUGGCUCAAGGACCUGGGAUUUGAUUAUACGAUCAACUACAAAACUGCUAACGUGGCAGAAGAACUCAAGAAGGGGGCACCCAAAGGAGUGGACUGUUACUUCGACAAUGUGGGAGGAACCAUUACUGAGGCCGUGAUGCGCCAGAUGAAUCUGUAUGGGCGGAUUUCCGUUUGUGGGACCAUUUCCAACUACAGUUCCGUGCCGAUCAAGGUGCAGGAUCCACAGACGGAUUUCGUUUUCAAACAACUCAAAAUGGAGGGGUUCAUUGUGACCAAGUGGAGCGCUCGUUGGGUGGAAGGUUUGACGGGUUUGAUGCAAUGGAUCAAAGAAGGGAAGCUCAAGUACCAAGAAACGGUUACAAAUGGAUUCGAAAACAUGCCUCAAGCGUUUAUGGACAUGUUGAAGGGUGCCAACACGGGAAAGGCAGUUGUGAAGGUUUAAAAUAACAUGACUUAAAAUAAAGUAUACCAUCUUAAAA